GCAGGUCUUUAGGCGCUGAAAAACACCUGUUAGUGGACUAAUAAUUACAUAUUCCAUAAUAUCACAUGCACACUCAUACCUAGAAGAACUAUAUAGGACAUCCCUAGUUAACAUGACCAGUAUGUUGAUGGCUACUGGACAGCAGCUCUAAAAGCUUUUUUUAAGGCCUUUUGUAGCUUCGUAAAUCAUGUAGACGGUGUCAAAGGGGUUGUCACAUUUGGCAAUGGUCCGGGUUGUAUUCAUUAGUGCACACUGUAGCACCAUAAAACGUUGGAUACAAAACACACAGGUGACAAAUGCAUAGAUUUCUAUCCAUCUCUGUGUGGCUGUGACCUAGCUGGAGUGUUUGGUGAGUCCGAAACCAUUACCUGUUCGGUUUGGGUGCUAUUGCAUCUUACAGGGACGUUGCUCAAGAGCCACUGUACGGAUGCAGGACCUGUGUGUGUAAACCCUCUGUUACAGGGCAGAUGUGUCUGAACAGUAGAACUAAUGAGGAAACGAGCACCUGAAGUGACUGAUGAGCAGACCAGCUGUCAGCGUGCCAACAGGGCUGUCUAACACCAGCUAGCAGGCAGGGUUCUGGGCCUUCCUCCUACAAAAUGGGUUCUGGGUCUCCUUCCUACAAAAUGGGUUCUGGGAAGUGCUUAUGUGGCGCCUUUACCCUCCUUUCCCCCUUCAUUAUUUCCCCUCUAUUUCCUUGUCUCCCUCUCUGUUUUUGCUCUCUCUUUCUCUCUUUCUCUCUUUCUCUCUCUUUCUCUCUCUUUCUCUGUAAUUAUGGAGUCUCUGAUUGGUCGGGUGGUUGAGCUGGCAGCAGCCAAUAGCAGCUCUGGUAGCAGUGCCCCUCGAUCUCCUGGAAAGGUUUGUGUGUGUUAAUUAUUAGAGGUCUGUUUAAAACCAGACCUAACCAUUUUAGGGGGCACAGUCUGUCAGUAGAGCCAGAUGGACAGGGUGCACCAGGAGCCUCACAUACACACUUAAACAUCCAGCCUCUGAACCGGCCAGUGGGCUUCGUCUGAUACAGCCUCUCCUCAAGAUCCAACAGAGACUCCACUACACACAACUACAGGAGAGGAGGCCAUGGCUGGAAGGAGCAGAACGUCGUUCUCUGGUGUGUUCACUGCUGCUCUGCUGGCCACCAUACUGCUGCCUGAAUUCCUGUCGGCAUGGCCGGUGUUUCAGAAGCUCAAUGGACAUGUAGGGGAUGCCACUGAAGAGACAGCGGUUGCCAUGGCAUCGGCAAGGAGGCUUGUCCGUAACCGUAGAAACAUCAGCUGGUACAAGCAACACUCAGACUUCUGGAGCUGGUACAAAUACUUCACGGACAAUGGAAACACGGAGGCAGUCCAGGAGCUGGACAGGGUCUACCUGGCCUACCUCCAGAAUAAGAACCGUGCUGAGGGACGUCGCUCUUAUAAGGCCUACCUGGGCCACCUAGGGGACAUCUACAAGGCCUGCGCCGACUCAGAGGACCCAAACUGCGUGGCCUCGGCUACUAGCCGGCAAAAACCUGAAACCCCCAAGGCCCCUCCUAAGCCCGCCCCUGUCAAMGCCUGUGACCCCUACAGGGACCCAUAUUGUCUGUAUGCUGCCAAGAGCCAGCCCCCACCUGGCCCGGUCAAGGCCCCAGCCCCCAAUUAUGUGCGCUCCCCUGUGGCUGUUAAAGAACCUCAUUCUGGGUACUACUACUCCCCCGCUGUGCAGCCCUUCCUGUCCAAGGAGCAGAAGGCGGAGCUGCUGCGUAUCUGUUCAGCGGAGGACGUGGACUGUCUCCAGUACCACCUGAGAGCUGCUUUCGGCCACAAUCCCUCCGCUGGGCCCCUGCCCUCCUACGCCCACCUGGGCUGUGACCCGAAAGACCCCACCUGUAAACCCCAGCUGGUCCAAAAAGCUCCUUCCGGCCUCUUCCGCCGUUACCCCAACUGUGACCCCAGAGACCCUCGCUGCGCCUACGCUGCAUCCCUACAGGCACCCCGUGCCCCUGCUCCCCCCGCCCCGGCGGGUCCUGGUUCCUGCAACCCUCUGUUUGAGGACGGUUGUAACCCUCUCACCGCAACCAAGUACGCCACGGCACCAGAGGAGUUCAAGGAAGAACACAAAGAUGAACCCGCCGCAAUGCGUGCUGCGCAGGCUAAUGCUAACGAUCCCUUAGCAAUGUACCGUGAAGCUGCGGCCUCCAUGCACAGACAUGUCCCCCCCUCCCCGCCGCAGCAGGCCCCCACCCCCCCUCCCCGCUAUGAGGAGGCCACACAGGAGGAUCGCCACCCGCUGGGCCCCCGGGGAAAGACCAAGGAGGGCUAUGAAUGCUUCAUCGGCUACGACCAGGAGUGCUACCCAAUAGCCCGUGCAGAGCCGCGUUCUGGCGCCCACCGUAACACCGCCUACCCCGCCGAGCCCUACGAGCCGCAUCUCAAUGCCGAUGGAUCACGGAACGGAGUUCUGGAGCCUUCUGACCCCGACUGUGACCCGGAGUACGACACCAACUGCCGCCUGCGUCGCUAUGAACCCCGGGAGGAUCUGCUGCCAGACGCCAACGCCCAAGCUGUACACCAGGGGGAGCCACAGCACAGCCAGGACCAUAGCAACAACCAGGGGGAGCCAGAGAGAGAAAGCGAGGCAGAUUCAGAGCCAUACCAGAGUGGCCAGGAGGAGACCUACGGGGCUUACCCCCCUCCCUCGCAGGGGCUGUCAUACGGGUCAUACCCCUCACCCCAGCAGGGAAUGCCCAGCUUCCAGGACAUGCUGAGAGGAUAUGGAGACCAGUACCCUGAACAGGAUAACCACAGAGCAUACGCUGCUGACUACCGCCAAAAAUAAAUACACACAUAUACACAUACAUGCAUGCAUACACACUCACACACACACACACACACACACACACACACACACACACGUGUAUGUGACAAAUAAAAUUUGAUUUGAUUACAUACAUAGACACACACUGCAUAUGCCAUAAAGACUACAACAACAACUAACCAACACACCAGCCAAAAACAGGAGCAGAUGACGUGGAACACUAUAUUUAAUACAAAACAAUAAAAGACUGAAUGAAGUCUGACACACACACACAUGCACACACACACACGUCACGUAUGGACGAACAGGCACACAUACACACAUAGUAAUGUGCUGUUAGCAGUAGAAGCAGGAGGAGUUUCUCUCCACUAGCUAUUUUAUCUGUCAGUUUGAUAGCUUUUAUUCAUUGAUUAAUUGACAGUAGUUGACGAUUGAUCGCCUCAUUCUCACUGGAAUAUUUAAUACAUUCUUGCAGCUCUGCUUCAAUUCUGUAGCUACAAACUUCACAUAAUUUUUGUGUUUUGUUUAUGAUGUAUUUUGUAAAGUUUUUUUACACUGAAUGUUUUAAAUAAAAGCUUUGAAAAACA
Messenger RNA from Salvelinus sp. IW2-2015, 3380 nucleotides. It is a transcript of the gene and1, whose product is annotated as actinodin1. The record is from RefSeq and is a predicted model, not a curated record. NCBI's taxonomy places the organism in Eukaryota, Metazoa, Chordata, Actinopteri, Salmoniformes, Salmonidae.